Strongylus vulgaris is the source of this 711-nucleotide messenger RNA. The record is from the annotation of a GenBank genome assembly. Lineage: Eukaryota; Metazoa; Nematoda; Chromadorea; Rhabditida; Strongylidae.
AUGACAUGCUCGGUAUGGCUAAAACAAGUGUGGAUGGACAGAAGACUGGCAUGGGAUCCGAAAAAUUAUGGUGGUGUCAGCGUCCUUUACAUUCCUUAUGAGAUGAUUUGGGUGCCCGAUAUUGUUCUUUACAAUAACGCUGACAGUUACUACAAUAUCACUAUAUCCACGAAGGCAACGUUGCAUCAUUCUGGUCAAGUCACGUGGGAACCUCCUGCGAUCUUCAAAAGCUUGUGUCAGAUUGACGUUAGAUGGUUCCCUUUUGACGAGCAGCAAUGCUAUCUAAAGUUUGGCUCUUGGACAUACUCAGAAGAUCUGAUCAAUUUGGAAUUGCUCAACGAUAAUGUGCGCUACGAAGAAGAGGUUAAUGAACAGGGCAUCGUUGAUAAUAUCACAAUAGCAGACGAUGGAAUAGAUCUGUCCGAUUAUUAUCCUUCUGUAGAAUGGGAUAUAAUGUCCAGGAUCGGCAUUCGUCGAUCCAAAAAUUACCCAAGCUGCUGUAACGAUAAUCCAUAUGUGGAUGUUACGUAUUACUUGAAUCUUCGACGUAAACCAUUGUUCUAUACUGUGAAUUUGGUGUUUCCUUGUGUUGGCAUAUCAUGCUUAACAAUUGCUGUCUUCUACUUACCAUCGUAUUCCGGCGAGAAAGUGUCAAUGUGCAUAUCAAUCGUUGUCGCAUUGACCAUGUUCAUCCUUCUGCUCGUAAGUUGA